Molecule: messenger RNA, 1221 nt
Organism: Lodderomyces beijingensis
Lineage: Eukaryota; Fungi; Ascomycota; Pichiomycetes; Serinales; Debaryomycetaceae
Source: the annotation of a GenBank genome assembly
AUGGUGGCUGAACCGGUGCAGGCAACAGUCCAGACUUUACAAAGCCUCCUCCAUCAAACGACCGAUUUCAUCAAUACCCAACUGGACAGGAUCCAAUCAAAAUACCAUGAUCAAAUUUUCUUUGAGCCUAAAUCGAACCCCGUGAUUCAAGUUCGCCCUAGAGUUCAGCAAGGGUUCAUGUCGAGCUUAUACCGGGUCAUUUCAAAGAACAAGACGGCUAUGAUUUUAGGAAUUGGACUUGGAAUCGCCGGCGGCGUGUAUUUCUUCAUGAACUGGCCACGAGACUCGCAUACACGGCGAAGGCGAGUCUCCAAACUUACAAACGGAGGAAGAACAGACGUGGUUCUUUUGAUUGGCUCGCCAACGGAGCCAUUGACGCGGGCCAUUGCACUAGACUUCGACAAGCGUGGCUUCAUUGUCUACUUGACCAUCUUGGACAGCAUCGAUGCCAAAUACAUCUCGUCGCAUCCCUUGUGCGAAGACAUAAACUACCUUGAUUUCACUCAUGGCACGAUUGAAGACAACUUGUUGCAUUUCAAGCAGGUUAUCAAAGCACCCGCGUAUGCGUUCCCCGGAGCACAUCCACACCGCUUACGUUUGAAAAGCAUCAUUUUUGCGCCGAGUUUGUUUUUUCCCAUCGGUCCUAUUGAGAAUGUGGGCGUCAAUACUUGGCAGAAACUAUCGGACCGAUUCAUGAUGUAUUUGAAAUUGCUUUCAGGCGGCCUCAUUCAGCUCGUUCGCUCGCAGGCCGUCAGGGUGAUCUCGAUUUGUCCAAACAAUUUAAGCGCGUUGAACGUGGCGUACAACGGACCCGAAUCGGUUUUCCAAAACCAAUUGAAAUCGCUAUUUACCGUGCUAAGUAAAGAGUUGAAGCAGCAUGGGGUGUUUGUCACGCAGGUGAAACUUGGCAAUGUGUGUCUUUCUCAUCAGAAAUUGGGAUCCAACUCCAGGAUAGAAAGUUUGGUCAACACAGAGGUUAGGGCGUGGACCUCGGAAAUGAGAGAGCUCUACUCCUCCGAUUUCGUCAGGUCCCAGUAUGUCAGCAAUAGAGUCAAGGGAAGUGGCGGACACGGGAAACCAGCAAAGGAACUCUUUCAUCUAUUGUACGAUCUUACCUAUAGCAAGCGACCUCCCACCAUAGCAUAUUGCGGGAAAGGAGCACGAUGGUAUGAGUACAUUGCCAGGGGGCUUCCGCACUCGUGGAUAACGUUUCUUUUCUGA